This is a messenger RNA of Racocetra persica, 307 nucleotides long. NCBI's taxonomy places the organism in Eukaryota, Fungi, Glomeromycota, Glomeromycetes, Diversisporales, Gigasporaceae. The record is from the annotation of a GenBank genome assembly.
GUUAUUCACCUUGUCUAAAACUUUUUCUAUGCACUAUAUUAACAAAAUCUGUGGUAAUGAUGUAUUUAGUUCAGAAGUUCAUCAUGCAGUUCAAAAAAGACAUGAUUAUAGAGAAGUUUUUAAUCUUGCUCAAAAGACAGUUAGGUCUGCAAUUAAAAAAAGUAGAGAUUCUUUUCGUCAUCUUAAGAGAAGCCUUAAUAAUUGGUUUGCUGAAGAACAGAAACUUUUUUAUACAAAUAAUGACGAAAUAGAAAAUUUUAAUCCUGAUCAAGUUCAAAAUUUAAUUAAACGACGACAAAAAGAAUAA